Molecule: messenger RNA, 2144 nt
Organism: Cynara cardunculus var. scolymus (artichoke)
Lineage: Eukaryota; Viridiplantae; Streptophyta; Magnoliopsida; Asterales; Asteraceae
Product: transmembrane 9 superfamily member 1
Exons: 12
Coding region: 47-1825 (592 amino acids)
Biological process (GO): protein localization to membrane
Cellular component (GO): membrane
Source: RefSeq, a predicted model, not a curated record
UCUCAGCAAUCGCCGUUAGAUCCAAAUCCAAUCGCCGGCGAUCGCGAUGUGGUCCGCUCUCCGAUCCUCCUCUCUCACCGCCGUCCUCCUCGUCGCUUCAUUUCUCCUUUUCUCCUCGCCGGUCUUCGCUUCUGAAUAUGAUCACAAGUAUCAGCCAGAUGAUCCUAUUAACCUUUGGGUGAAUAAAGUGGGGCCUUACAAUAAUCCACAAGAAACAUACAACUAUUACAGCCUUCCAUUUUGUCAUCGACUUGGUAACCCUGCGCAUAAGUGGGGUGGUCUGGGUGAAGUAUUGGGUGGAAAUGAGCUUAUUGAUAGCCAAAUUGACAUCAAGUUCCAAAAGAAUGUGGAGAAGACAACAAUUUGUGAGCUUGAACUCGAUGAAGCGAAGGUUAAACAGUUUAAGGAGGCUAUUGAGAAUAACUAUUGGUUCGAAUUUUUCAUGGAUGAUCUACCAUUGUGGGGUUUUGUUGGUGAGCUACAUUCUGAUAGAAACAGUGAUAGCAAGCAUAUGCUAUUCACACACAAGAAUAUUACUAUACAAUACAACAAAGAUCAGAUCAUUCAUGUUAAUCUCAGUCAAGAGAACCCAAAACCAUUGGAAGUUGGGAGAAGAGUAGACAUGACUUACUCAGUCAAGUGGACUGAAACUAAUAUCACAUUUGCACGCCGUUUUGAUGUUUACCUGGAUUAUCAUUUCUUUGAGCAUCAGAUUCACUGGUUCUCGAUAUUCAAUUCGUUUAUGAUGGUUAUCUUCCUCACUGGGUUGGUUUCAAUGAUACUGAUGCGGACUCUUAGAAAUGACUAUGCAAAGUAUGCACGGGAAGAUGAUGAUCUUGAAAGUCUGGAAAGAGAUGUAAGUGAAGAAUCUGGUUGGAAGCUUGUGCAUGGGGAUGUUUUCCGACCAGCUCGCAAUUUGGUUUUAUUAUCGGCAGUUGUUGGAACGGGUGCUCAAUUGGCGCUACUGAUUCUUCUUGUCAUUCUGUUUGCAAUUGUUGCGACGUUGUACAUUGGGAGAGGAGCAAUUGUCACAACAUUUAUAGUAUGUUAUGCCCUCACGUCGUUUGUCUCUGGGUAUGUGAGCGGUGGCAUGUAUUCACGCAAUGGUGGGAAACAUUGGAUAAAGUCAAUGAUCCUCACUGCAUCUCUUUUUCCCUUUUUGUGCUUUGGAAUUGGUUUCUUUCUGAACACCAUUGCUAUAUUUUAUGGGUCUCUGGCGGCAAUUCCAUUCGGCACAAUGGUGGUUGUGUUCGUCAUUUGGGCUUUCAUCUCAUUCCCUCUAGCCCUUCUUGGUACAGUUGUGGGAAGGAACUGGAGUGGUGCUCCAAACAACCCUUGUCGUGUUAAAACCAUUCCUCGCCCUAUUCCUGAGAAGAAGUGGUAUCUCACACCAUCAGUGGUCUCAAUAAUGGGAGGACUGCUACCUUUUGGUAGUAUUUUCAUUGAGAUGUACUUUGUCUUUACUUCCUUCUGGAAUUACAAGGUGUACUAUGUUUAUGGGUUUAUGCUACUUGUUUUCCUCAUUCUGAUCAUUGUCACUGUAUGUGUGACAAUUGUUGGAACAUAUUUCCUUCUAAACGCUGAGAAUUACCACUGGCAAUGGACUUCAUUCUUUUCUGCAGCCUCCACAGCUAUUUAUGUCUACUUAUAUUCAAUAUAUUACUACUAUGUGAAGACUAAAAUGUCGGGGUUCUUCCAAACCAGCUUCUACUUUGGAUACACGGCGAUGUUCUGUCUUGGUUUAGGAAUUCUCUGUGGGGCUGUUGGGUAUUUGGGAUCUAAUCUGUUUGUGAGACGGAUCUACCGAAAUAUCAAGUGCGAUUAAGAAAGUGUUUGUGACGGAAGAACAACGGCCAACUCGGUUUUGUAGUUUAUUGUGUCGAUACCAAUUCCAAAUGCAUCAGAGAUCCAAAUGUAACUUUUGAGCAAUGGAAGUAAGGAAGAAAGGAAGGUUUUAGAGAAAUGAAGAGAUUGUUUUUAUUAUGCAGGAGGGAAAAAAAGGGGGAGUGGGGGUAGUAGGUAGCAAGCAUCAUGUAGCCAGCCAGCCAGCCAGCCAAGCAAACAACUUGUUAUAUACACAACUUCUAUUGUAUUCUUAUUCAUCCACCAUUCCAAAAAUAAACCAUCCUAUUUCUAUUUCAGGC